AUGAAUAUAUCAACUUCUGUAUCAGAUAUUCUUAACCAAAUUCUCAAUUCAUGUUGCAUCUGCCAAGAACCAAUUAAAAAACCAGUCACUGUCUUGGAAUGUGAUCAUAUCUUACAUUUCAACUGUGCUAUUGAAUUUUUUGCAAUUAGUGAAAAUAUUACCUGCCCUGUUAAAAAUUGCCAAAAUCGAAUUAAAAAUAUAGAAGCAGUUAAAAAGGAUAUCAGUGAUCUUGCAGAAGCUUUAAAACCUGGAAAUACUCCUAAAGUUAGAUCUUUUCUUCAAGAAAUUUCUAAAGAUUUACCCCAUUCUGAUGCAUCAUCUGAAAUGAAAGAAAUACCUCCCUUGACUGUACAGGGAUUUCUUCUUUUAUACGUAAAUAUAGAUCAAGCUGAAGAAUUACUUGCUCACUCAGAGAGAAAUGUGGUUCGUGCAAAAAAAGAAAAUAAGAUAGUUGCUGAAGUUAAAAAAUUACUCCCUAAUGAAAUUGAGUUUAUUAAAACCGGAGAUAACAAAUCUAAAUUUAGAAUAGAAAGGAAAAGUUCAAAUAUAUGGACAGACUUCGAUGUAUUGCAGAGCAAUGACCCAAAGGGUCUUAAUUCUGGUACAAAUUCUUUAGAGUCGAAUUAUACAAUUGAUAAUAGUUGGGGUGGUGCUAUCGUUAGUCUUGGGGGUGGUGCUAUCAUUAGUCUUGGAGGUGGUAGCAUCGUUAGUCUUGGAGGUAGUAGCAUCGUUAGUCUUGGGGGUGGCAUUGUUAGUCUUGGGGGUAGUGCUAUCUUUAGUGCUUAUUUCAUGGUUCUAAAUAAAAAAUAUAGUAAGUAA
This is a messenger RNA of Cetraspora pellucida, 819 nucleotides long. The record is from the annotation of a GenBank genome assembly. NCBI's taxonomy places the organism in Eukaryota, Fungi, Glomeromycota, Glomeromycetes, Diversisporales, Gigasporaceae.